This is a messenger RNA of Limanda limanda (common dab), 1404 nucleotides long. RefSeq names its product E3 ubiquitin/ISG15 ligase TRIM25-like. The record is from RefSeq and is a predicted model, not a curated record. Gene Ontology annotation, molecular function: zinc ion binding; protein binding. The annotation marks the transcript as partial. The transcript has 2 exons. NCBI's taxonomy places the organism in Eukaryota, Metazoa, Chordata, Actinopteri, Pleuronectiformes, Pleuronectidae.
GUGGAUCUACUGAAGGAUCCAGUGACUACUGGCUGUGGACACAGCUACUGUAGGAACUGUAUUAACACCCACUGGGACAAAGAGGAGGAGAGAGGAAGCUACAGCUGUUCUCAGUGUAGACAGACCUUCACACCGAGGCCUGUCCUGGAGAAAAACACCAUGUUAGCUGAUUUAGUGGAGGAGCUGAAGAAGACUGGACUCCAAGCUGCUCCUGCUGAUCACUGCUCUGCUGGACCUAAAGAUGUGGCCUGUGACGUCUGCACUGGGAGAAAAGUGAAAGCUCUUAAGUCCUGUUUGAAUUGUCUGGCCUCUUAUUGUGAAAAACACCUCCAGCCUCAUCUUCAGUCAGCUCCAUUAAAGACGCACAAGCUGGUGGAGCCCUCGGAGAAGCUCCAGGAGAACAUCUGCUCUCGUCACAACGAGGUGAUGAAGAUGUUCUGCCGCACUGAUCAGCAGUGUAUCUGUUAUCUCUGCCCUGUGGAGGAACAUAAAGGCCACGACACAGUGUCAGCUGCAGCAGAAAGGACUGAGAGGCAGAGAGAGCUUGGGCUGAGGAGACAAACAAUCCAGCAGAGAGUCCAGGACACAGAGAAAGACGUGAAGCUGCUUCAACAGGAGGAGGAGGCCGUCAAUGGCUCUGCUGAUAAAGCAUUGGAGGACAGUGAGGAGAUCUUCACUGAACUGAUCCGUCUGGUGGAGAAAAGAAGCUCUGAUGUGGAGCAGCAGAUCAGAUCCCAGCAGGAAACUGAAGUGAGUCUCGUCAGAGAGCUUCAGGAGAGACUGGAGCAGGAGAUCACACAGCUGAAGAGGAAAGACCGUGAACUGAAGCAGCUCUCAGACACAAAGCCAGAGACCAGAGCUGACUUCUUAAAAUAUUCACAGGAAAUCACACUGGAUCCAAACACAGUAUACAAAUAUCUGUUAUUAUCUGAGAGAAACAGAAAAGUAACAUGGGCGAGAGAAGAUCAGUCUUAUUCUGAUCACCCAGACAGAUUCACUGAUUGGUGGCAGGUCCUGAGUAGAGAGAGUCUGACUGGACGUUGUUACUGGGAGGUGAAGGUGGGAAGGGGAGGAACCGUUGGUGUAGCAGUCACAUACAAGAAUAUCAGCAGAGCAGGAGACUCACGUGAAUGUUUAUUUGGACACAAUGAUAAAUCUUGGCAAUUUUAUUAUAAUGGACACAGUUAUAUCUUUUAUCACAACCACAUCAGGACAACAGUGUCAGGUCCUGUGUCCUCCAGAGUAGGAGUGUACCUGGAUCACAGUGCAGGUGUUCUGUCGUUCUACAGCGUCUCUGACACCAUGACUCUCCUCCACAGAGUCCAGACCACGUUCACUCAGCCUCUCUAUGCUGGGCUUAAUAUUUAUGAUGAUACAGUCGCUGAGUUCUGUAAACUCAAAUAG